Chinchilla lanigera (long-tailed chinchilla) is the source of this 4858-nucleotide messenger RNA. It is a transcript of the gene Kif5a, whose product is annotated as kinesin family member 5A. NCBI's taxonomy places the organism in Eukaryota, Metazoa, Chordata, Mammalia, Rodentia, Chinchillidae. The transcript has 29 exons. Gene Ontology annotation, biological process: microtubule-based movement. The record is from RefSeq and is a predicted model, not a curated record. The coding region runs from base 1 to 3024 and encodes 1007 amino acids. Gene Ontology annotation, molecular function: microtubule motor activity; ATP binding; microtubule binding.
AUGGCGGCGGCCAAGCAGGGCUGGGGGACCAGAGCCUCGGUUGAGCCGGGGCCGGGGAAGCCGUAUGUCUUCGACCGUGUGUUCCCCCCAAACACGACUCAGGAGCAAGUUUAUCAUGCGUGUGCCAUGCAGAUUGUCAAAGAUGUCCUUGCUGGCUACAAUGGCACCAUUUUUGCUUAUGGACAGACAUCCUCAGGGAAAACACAUACCAUGGAGGGAAAGCUGCACGACCCCCAGCUGAUGGGAAUCAUUCCUCGGAUUGCCAGGGACAUCUUCAACCAUAUCUACUCCAUGGAUGAGAACCUGGAGUUCCACAUCAAGGUUUCUUAUUUCGAGAUUUACCUGGACAAGAUUCGUGACCUUCUGGAUGUGACCAAGACCAACCUGUCUGUGCACGAGGACAAGAACCGGGUGCCGUUCGUCAAGGGUUGUACUGAGCGCUUUGUGUCUAGCCCGGAGGAGAUCCUGGAUGUGAUUGACGAGGGGAAAUCGAACCGUCACGUGGCCGUCACGAACAUGAACGAACACAGCUCUCGCAGCCACAGCAUCUUCCUCAUCAACAUCAAGCAGGAGAACAUGGAAACGGAGCAGAAGCUCAGCGGGAAGCUGUACCUCGUGGACCUGGCGGGGAGCGAGAAGGUCAGCAAAACCGGAGCCGAAGGAGCCGUGCUGGAUGAGGCAAAGAACAUCAACAAGUCGCUGUCCGCCCUGGGCAAUGUGAUCUCCGCCCUGGCCGAGGGCACCAAAAGCUACGUGCCCUACCGUGACAGCAAAAUGACCCGGAUCCUCCAGGACUCUCUGGGAGGAAACUGCCGGACCACCAUGUUCAUCUGCUGUUCGCCGUCCAGUUACAAUGAUGCAGAGACCAAGUCCACCCUGAUGUUUGGGCAGCGGGCAAAAACCAUUAAGAACACCGCCUCAGUGAACCUGGAGUUGACUGCCGAGCAGUGGAAGAAGAAAUAUGAGAAGGAAAAGGAGAAGACCAAGGCCCAGAAGGAGACCAUCGCGAAGCUGGAGGCUGAGCUGAGCCGCUGGCGCAAUGGAGAGAACGUGCCUGAGACCGAGCGCCUGGCUGGGGAAGAGGCGGCCCUGGGAGCCGAGCUGUGUGAGGAGACCCCUGUGAACGACAACUCGUCCAUCGUGGUGCGCAUCGCGCCGGAGGAGCGGCAGAAGUACGAGGAGGAGAUCCGCCGCCUCUACAAGCAGCUCGACGACAAGGACGAUGAGAUCAACCAGCAGAGCCAGCUCAUCGAGAAGCUCAAGCAGCAGAUGCUGGACCAGGAGGAGCUGCUGGUGUCCACCCGAGGAGACAACGAGAAGGUGCAGCGGGAGCUGAGCCACCUGCAGUCGGAGAAUGACGCCGCGAAGGAAGAGGUGAAGGAGGUGCUGCAGGCCCUGGAGGAGCUGGCGGUGAACUACGACCAGAAGUCCCAGGAGGUGGAGGAGAAGAGCCAGCAGAACCAGCUUCUGGUGGAUGAGCUGUCCCAGAAGGUGGCCACCAUGCUGUCUCUGGAGUCUGAGCUGCAGCGGCUCCAGGAGGUCAGUGGACACCAGCGGAAGCGAAUUGCUGAGGUGCUGAACGGGCUGAUGAAAGACCUGAGUGAGUUCAGUGUCAUCGUGGGCAACGGCGAGAUUAAGCUGCCGGUGGAGAUCAGCGGGGCCAUCGAGGAGGAGUUCACCGUGGCCCGACUUUACAUCAGCAAAAUCAAAUCGGAGGUCAAGUCAGUGGUCAAACGGUGUCGGCAGCUGGAGAACCUGCAGGUGGAGUGUCACCGCAAGAUGGAAGUGACCGGGCGGGAGCUGUCGUCCUGCCAGCUCCUCAUCUCCCAGCACGAGGCCAAGAUCCGCUCGCUCACGGAGUACAUGCAGAGUGUGGAGCUAAAGAAGCGGCACCUGGAAGAGUCCUAUGACUCCCUGAGUGAUGAGCUGGCCAAGCUCCAGGCCCAGGAAACGGUACAUGAAGUGGCUCUGAAGGACAAGGAGCCGGACACACAGGAUGCAGACGACGUGAAGAAGGCCCUGGAACUGCAGAUGGAGACCCAUCGGGAGGCGCAUCACCGGCAGCUGGCCCGGCUCCGGGAUGAGAUCAACGAGAAGCAGAAGACCAUUGAUGAACUCAAAGAUCUGAAUCAGAAGCUCCAGUUAGAGCUGGAGAAACUCCAGGCUGACUAUGAGAAGCUGAAGAACGAAGAACAUGAGAAGAGCACCAAGCUUCAGGAGCUGACAUUUCUGUACGAGCGACACGAGCAGUCCAAGCAGGACCUCAAGGGUCUGGAGGAGACAGUUGCUCGUGAACUCCAGACCCUCCACAAUCUUCGCAAGCUGUUCGUUCAAGACGUCACGACUCGAGUCAAGAAAAGUGCAGAAAUGGAGCCCGAGGACAGUGGGGGGAUUCACUCCCAAAAGCAGAAGAUUUCCUUUCUUGAGAACAACCUGGAACAACUUACAAAGGUUCACAAACAGCUGGUACGUGACAAUGCAGAUUUGCGUUGUGAGCUUCCUAAACUGGAAAAACGACUUAGGGCUACGGCUGAGAGAGUUAAGGCCCUGGAGGGUGCACUGAAGGAGGCCAAGGAGGGCGCCAUGAAGGACAAGCGGCGGUACCAGCAGGAGGUGGACCGCAUCAAGGAGGCCGUACGGUACAAGAGCUCGGGCAAGAGAGGCCAUUCUGCCCAGAUCGCCAAACCUGUACGGCCUGGCCACUACCCAGCGUCCUCCCCCACCAACCCCUAUGGCACCCGGAGCCCUGAGUGCAUCAGUUACACCAACAGCCUUUUCCAGAACUACCAGAAUCUGUACCUGCAAGCUGCACCCAGCUCCACCUCAGAUGUGUACUUUGCUAACUCCUGUACCAGCAGUGGAGCUCCGUCUUCUGGUGGCCCCUUGGCUUCAUAUCAGAAGGCCAACAUGGACAAUGGAAAUGCCACAGAUAUCAACGACAAUAGGAGUGACCUGCCGUGCGGCUACGAGGCUGAGGACCAGGCCAAGCUUUUCCCUCUCCACCAAGAGACGGCAGCCAGCUAAUCUCCCACGGGACGAUGGCUACAUACCUGCACUUUCAGUUUCUAAGAGGGACUGAGGCCUCUUCUCUCAGCAUGCUGCAAACCUGUGGUCUCUGACACUAACUCCCUCCCCGGCCCCUGUUGUUGGACUGUAUCGUUGGAUGUCCUCUCUUCCUGACUCUGUAUCUCUUUGUACUCCGUAUCUAUAUAUCAGAAGCUGCUGCUACGUCUCCCCCUCUCCGUCCUGCUCUCAGUACUUAGUAAUGUAUUUAGCAAUUUCUAAGCAUAGUCUCCCCUCCUCAUUUGGGACAAUAGAGAGGAGGGGAAAUGUUUCCUCUCUCUCAUAUACGCGUCUCUCACACUGAGUGGUGGUAGUCACUGGGCAGAGGUCGCAGAGAUGAUGGAAGAAGACAUGGGGAGUAGAGGGCCAUGAUCCUGCUUUCUCACACACAUGUGCACACGCGCACACACACACACACAUACACACACAUAUGUACAUACAAAGCCUUAAGCAGAAAAAUGUCUUCGCACCCUCAGAAGACAGAAAUACACUCUUCCUCUCCUCCCUUUCAUGAAUAAUACAGGGGAGGGUGAGAUGGAAGGGCUUCUAAAUUACACAGAUAAUUUUCUCCACGCACCCCUUACCUGAACCAAGAGGUUCCAGGGGUUUACCUCUGGCCUGCAAAGUCUGCCUUUUGCUUUCCUCCUCCGCUUGCCCUGGACUGAGAAGAAACAUGGGUUGUGUAAAGCACAUUUCCCGUUCUCGUCCAAGCCCCUGUUAGGACCCUCUACCCCAGAACGCAGAGCUGAUUAAAAAUAUUUUGCAGAAAGGAGACAGACUGUUCCCAGUAGUCUGUCCAAUGGCUGCUCUUCUGGCCGUGGGGAUAGCAGUAGGCAGGUGCGAGCAGAGUGCUUAGUCCUUGGGUCUGGAGAGUGAACUAGCUGAGAAGUUGCUGAGUGUGUUCUGGUUGGUUGGUUGGUUUUGCUUUUUGUCCCCAUACCCUCAGGUUGAGGCAGUGAGCUGGACUGCUUUCUCCCACGCUGGGUCUCAUGUUCUUCCUUUCGGUUUGGGGCUUCCAGUUCAUUGGCAAUAUAGCUCUCUCUAGAUGCUUUUCCUUUCGAGCUGGAGGCUGGCUUCUCCCCAGAACACAUUUUCCCCCACAAAGAGUUCCUUGUAUAAUGUCCCCAUCUGGUAUUAAGUGCACUUUAAAGAAAGAGCCAGGGCAGAUUUUUCAGGGGUGGCGGAGCCCAAGGGCUUGACCCCAGACAUUCUCAGCCCUGCGCCCUCUCUCAGUUGAGAGGACUGUUGCUUUAGUUCCAGAUGGCCUUCUCCUUCCACUUGGUGCUAAGGUGGUUUUCCAGGUAAAUGCACUGAUGAAGGUCACUCGCCAGUUCAAACCAAGAAGCCCGAUGUCCAGAUACCAGUUGUAUUUAGCACGAAAGACCUCGAUCUUGCUGGGUGUGGUGGCGCAUGCCUAUAAUCUCAGCACUGGGGAGGCUGAGCCAGGAGGACUGCCACAAGUUCAAGGCCAGCCUGGACUACAUAGUGAGACCCUGUCUCAAAAAAAAGAAAAAAAAAGACCUGGAUCCUCCAGGACAGUCCGCCAUCACGUGACUUCUUUUAAGUUGGGAACGAAAGCGCAGUCUGAGUGCCGCUGGUAAACGCUGGUCAUCAUGGCCCGUGAUCCCUCCCAGUGAGAGAGCCCUCUGCCUUCUCUUGUUGAGCCACUGCUAGCAGUUACGGAGAGACACCAGGGGGAAAAUACCAGAGGGGUGUGGAAGAAAUCCAAAGUGGUCAUUUUUGCCGGGUGUGGUGGUGCACGCCUGUAAUCCCAGCACUCGGGAGGCUGAGGCAG